Messenger RNA from Pseudoliparis swirei, 2401 nucleotides. Its product is annotated as N-acetyllactosaminide beta-1,3-N-acetylglucosaminyltransferase 3-like. Gene Ontology annotation, molecular function: hexosyltransferase activity. The record is from RefSeq and is a predicted model, not a curated record. Gene Ontology annotation, cellular component: membrane. Lineage: Eukaryota; Metazoa; Chordata; Actinopteri; Perciformes; Liparidae.
UUUCAGGCUCAAGACCAGCCCACUUUUUUCAUGGUAGUGGAAAUUGGAUAAAUGAAGCAACAGUUCAGCUCUUACUAUCCUGUAGUUCUUUUAUUAAUACCAUGGUCCAACAAAUAAUGUAAAGGUUAAAUACAACAAUAAUAAUCCACUUAAGAUGAGAAGUUAACAAAAAAUAUGCACAACAUUAAAAAAGGCAGAAGAGCAUAGCAGGGGUGUCAGACUCAGAUUAGACAGUAGGCCAGAUUUGUUGGAGUGAGACCUCAUGGGGGGCGUCAUUGUCAUGGUCAUUGUCAUGGUCAUUGUCAUGGUCAUUGUCAUGGUCAUUAUCAUUUUUCUGCAUGAGUAUUAUAUAGUGGUGAUUUACUCCUUUACUACACACACUAAUGAGCAAACAAUGCAUAUUGGUUCAUCAAGUACUGUACUGCUCUUUCUUAGAAUAUAUAACUUUAAAUCAUAUUGUUUCCUCUGUUAUCCUCUCUACCUGUCCCUGUAGUCAUGGCCUCCUCAUUGAAAAUGUCGGGCUCAUCAUUUUCAGCAGGAGACUCUUAUCUGCUGCUCCGAAGCUACAAAGAAAAAUUAAGAGUCAUAUUACUGCAUACUUCAAUAUCAAUAGUAUAUGUCAAUAUUUGCAUAAUAUUUGCAAAGUCUAUGGAUCGCCAUAUUUUGGGUGAUAUAAAAAGGCUAAUAUUUUAAUUCAAUUUAAUAUUUUGCUUGGGAAUAGGUUGACAACGCUACAAUGAUAUUAAUCAAGGCUACAACGUUAGCCGAAUAGUUAUGUUGCUAAUCAUUAGGCCUUUGUCUCUCUUUACCAGUUGCCACUUGUGUUUGUCCUCUUGAACAUAAAUCUGUAAGCUUGGCAUAUUUGGCAGCAUCCUCCUCCAAUGCCUUUCUUUUUUUCAACCUGGCUUUUUCAGCCCCUCCUGCCCUCUUCCUCCCGUCCAUCCUCCCUGACGCGUAUCGUUGCGGUCGGGCCGGCCCAGCUAUCCGUAGCAGAGAAAACUUUUUGGAAAAGACGGCUAAGGACCGAACCAACUCUAUUUUGGAGGGGUGAAGUUCUCCUCUCCCAAAUUGAGUUGGUUGGUUCCAUAAUGGACUGAACCAACUCUAUUAUUUGGGAGGGGUGAACUUCCUCGCAUGGUACAACCCAUGCAGAGGCUGCGGUGUCAGAAUGCUGAACGUGUUCGUUUAGCCCACUUUAAGAGAAGAUGGACUAACGUGACAAAUGUCAACAAAUAAAAUUCUCGACCGGCCCAGAAGUUUAGCGGCCCACCGGGAACUCUCCCGAUUCUCCCGAUUACCCACCCCGGGCCUGAUCGAAACUCCAAACCAUCUUGAUGAAACUGGAGAAAAGCCUUUUGACCUCGUGACCUUUUCUGAAAAGGUCACGGGGUGACCCUCUGAGAUGUUGACCUCUACAUUAACUUCCAGUUGUACUCAGUAAUACUAUAUUUACUUUCAGUAAUGUUUUCAUCACAAAAUGCUCAGCAUAUAUAGCAUGACAUGCAUAACUAAGAGUUUUGUAGAUCUUAAAACAAAGUUAAUUCACUUUAAACUCUGAAGUGAUGUGAUAUAAGUCUUUGCAACAUCAUGUCAGACUGAGAGAAGUUGAUGACAGUGUUUUCUUUUGUCUUUGUUGAGUUUCAAAUAAGACGGAUUUGAUAGUGAGAACCACCAUUCUGUUGGGAGCUUUCCUCAUUGUUGUUUAUCUCUAUAAAUAUUUUACCCCAGUGUCAUCUUCCGAGGGGGGAUGGCAAUCAAACAAAGAUCCAAGAGUGCUGGUUUUGAGGAAGUGAGACUGGACAACGUCCUCGAGCCGGAGCAACGCGAGUACAAUGACAUCCUGCAGUGGGACGUCAACGACCGCAACCUCGCUCUGAAGCCGAUACUCUUCCUGCAAUGGAAGGAAAGAAACUGUUCACUAAAUGGUGACAAUGACGUCUUUGCCAACAAAAUCAACAUGGUUGACUAUUUCCAAAGCCUCGAGAACAAUACAGGAAACGGGCCCCUCUUUAUCGGCCACCUGAUUUGGGAUGCGGGGCCCAUUAGAGAGCCUCAUAAUAAGAACUAUAAUCCAGUUCAGGCGCAGGAGUCAAUCAUACCCCCUCCUACUGCGGUGGUUCACUUCCUCUUGUCCAGCCACACAGCGUUGGUCAUAUUCAAUAUGUCCCAGUUCAUCACCAUUCUUCCCAUUGAUGAUGUUUACAUGGCACUAUGACUCGGUCCUUAUUCCCAUAUGGGGGUGAAGAAUGAAGGACUGAAUAUUCCUUUCAGAAAUGUGGGUAAAUAUAACCCCUGCUAUUAUCGAGAUGUUCUCCUUGUUCACAGGUUCCUUCCAGCUGAGCUGUAUUGCAUGUGGCACCAAGGGAAUGAUCCCAAUCUGGAAUGCAUUGACACAUUCUGA